GCUGCGGCUGGACGGCACUCAACUCCUGCCAAACAGGAGGCGAGAAGACUGUAUUAGGCUGCAUUGGAGAUGAUUUUUUAUUUAAUUAAGUUCUCCUGAUAAAUACUCGAUCAACAGGCUGCACAGAAGCUGCAGAGAAGCUCCGCAGACUCCACUAAGUGGGAAAUCUUAUGCGCGCGUAUCCAUGUCGUCAGAUUUGUAAAUUGGCCGCGGAGCCGCGCGUUAUUAUUAUUAUUUUUUUAAUGGACUCUCCAGUCACUAGAAGGGGUGAAUGUGAAUUCACACAAACAUUCAUCCAGACCGGGAUAUAUAUAUAAAGCGCACGUAGUCGGGAUGGAUUCGUUUAACGCAAGCGGAAUGGACGCGUUCACGGUGAUCCAUCUGAAUUCCUCCUGGAGUCUGGACAGUGGAUAUUCUUUAGCGGCAAUAGCCAGCAUUGCUGCUCUUGUAAGUUUCCUCAUUCUCUUUACCGUUGUUGGAAAUAUCCUGGUGGUUAUAGCGGUAUUGACGAGCAGGGCGCUGAAAGCCCCACAGAACCUGUUUCUGGUGUCUCUGGCCACCGCGGACAUCCUGGUCGCCACUUUGGUGAUGCCCUUUUCCCUAGCGAAUGAACUCAUGGGCUACUGGUAUUUUGGAAAAGUUUGGUGCGGUAUAUAUUUGGCUCUGGAUGUGUUGUUCUGCACUUCGUCUAUCGUGCAUCUGUGCGCAAUAAGCCUGGACCGCUACUGGUCCGUUACGCAGGCUGUAGAGUACAACCUGAAGCGGACUCCUAAACGCGUCAAGUGCAUCAUCUUAAUAGUGUGGCUCAUAUCUGCUUUCAUCUCAUCUCCGCCGCUCAUAUCUAUAGACAGCAACAACGAUAUCAGCUCUCAGCCACAGUGCGAGCUCAAUGAUGACACCUGGUACAUCCUCUCCUCCAGCAUCGCGUCCUUCUUCGCCCCCUGCUUAAUCAUGAUCCUGGUGUACGUCAGAAUAUACCAAGUGGCCAAAACCAGAACCAGAGGCAUGUCGGGAAAAAAUCCCAGACCAGAUGGUGUUACACAAACUGAGAAUGGACUGAGCAAAGCCACCUCCCUUUUCCAGGGGGAGAGAGAGAACGGCCACUGUCAGUGCCCGCCUACGCCCAGCCAACGCACCAUCACCAUGGGGCCACAGACUGAGGACGCAGACAUGGAGGAGAGCUCCUCCUCAGAGGGCAAAGGUCACAAGCCCCAACACCAGGACUCUCAGAGGGCCAAGAGGGCCAGCCAAAAGAAAAGCUCCCUGUCGAAACAAUCCACUCGCAUCUCCAGAGUUAGUAACAAAUCCAUGGACCUCUUUGCCUCCAGGAGAAAACGCCGCCGGAGCUCUUUAGCCAGGAAGAAGGUCUCUCAAGCCAGGGAGAAGAGGUUUACGUUCGUCCUGGCUGUGGUCAUGGGGGUUUUUGUUGUGUGCUGGUUCCCCUUUUUCUUCAGCUACAGCCUGUACGGUGUGUGCAGGGACUCCUGUAAGAUCCCCGAUCCACUCUUUAAAUUCUUCUUCUGGAUUGGCUACUGUAACAGCUCCCUCAACCCCGCCAUCUACACCAUCUUUAACCGGGACUUCAGACGAGCUUUCCAAAAGAUCCUCUGCAAGUCGUGGAAAAAGUCCUUUUAGAUCUGAAGCAGAGCUGCUGCACCAUGACAAUCUUAAAGGAAAUAUCAAAGUGAAUUUAAAAAAAGAAGCCUGUUUUGUCUAUUACUGCCACUUGUUACUCACUGUUACGUCUCAUUGUCCUGUUGUAACUCAGUCAUGGCAGUGCACACACCCUGAACCAUCCACUGGGUGUCUCUACAAACUUCAACAUGAAGUGUGUUUCCUUUACAGGCAUUACCAAUCCGAUAAGUGAGCGCCACAGUUCUUUGAUUCCUGCUGAAGUGUGCUGUAAUGCUUUAUAGUGUAUCAUUGUCAAUCAAGCUAUCUACAUCCACAGAAGAUACACACAUGGCCGGAUUUAUCUGCUAAGGGGGCCCAGGGGCAAAAAUAAGCUGCCAGGCCCCCUCAACCCCUCCUCAAUUUCUCUCACUCUCUCUGCAUUGUGUACAAUUUUUCUGUUUUUUUGGUACUAAAAUGCUACUUGGCCACAGAUUUGCUGCAUGGUAACUUGAUUUAACAUGUUGGAAGGAAUAUGCAACAUAUGCAUACAAAGAUGAGAGAAUCUAGAUUUUAAAACUUGAUUUUGUUACAGAGAUUUUUUUCAAGAAUGAAUAUUCAAUUUUCUGGGGAUAAAAAAAAGAAGAAAAGAUUGAUAUUACUCUAAUGUCUGCACUGUAAAUAUGUAGCUGGAGCAUGGCAGAUGGUUGGCUUAGCCUAGCAUAAAGAAUGGAAACAGUGAAACAACUAGCCUGGCUGUUAGAAGUAACAAAAUCCACCUCAUAAACAAACUGUUAUUUCUUAUUUGUUUAAUCUGUACAAAAAUCUGAACCAGUGGAAAACCAUCAUCUAGUCUUUAUGCUAAGCUAAGCUAACUGGCGGCUGGUUCCAGCUACACAAGAGUUGUGUUGAUCAUCCUUCCAGCUCUCAGCAAGAAAGUUAAUAAGCAUUUUGCCCAAAAUGUCACACUGUUCCUUAAUAUUACAUAAUAAAGCAAGAUCCACCUUGA
Messenger RNA from Lates calcarifer (barramundi perch), 2620 nucleotides. RefSeq names its product alpha-2 adrenergic receptor. The record is from RefSeq and is a predicted model, not a curated record. The coding region runs from base 334 to 1635 and encodes 433 amino acids. Gene Ontology annotation, cellular component: membrane. NCBI's taxonomy places the organism in Eukaryota, Metazoa, Chordata, Actinopteri, Centropomidae. Gene Ontology annotation, molecular function: alpha2-adrenergic receptor activity. The transcript has a single exon. Gene Ontology annotation, biological process: regulation of vasoconstriction; platelet activation; adenylate cyclase-activating adrenergic receptor signaling pathway.